CUCCCCUCCCCCCAGGCUUUUGAUGUUGGGUGACAAUGCUGGGUGGGUUUGAUGCAGACAGAGGGUAUAUAUUGCUGGAUCUAACAGAGAGAGUAGCAGAGCACACCGCAGACAUGCCUGAUAUGGACUGUACUGAGUCCUACCCCUCCAGAAAGGUGAGAACCCCUAAUCAGACCCCUCUGCCCUGUGCCCUGUGCCCCUGCUCAGCAGAUCAUGGAUUAGUAGGAUACAGCAAUGGGCCUGGGCUAUUAGCUUUAUUAUAAUUAUAUCUUGUAAUCGCUGUAUACAUUGUUUAACUCUUGAUUGCCCUAACAGAUGUUUCCUGAAUUCUAUAAGGAAGCAGAUCUUGGAAUUAAAUAGAAUUGCAUAGAUCUUCUCCAGAUCAGCAGCUAUUCGGUAGUUGCUCUGUAGUCAUAAAUCUGCCGAAAUUGUCUCUCUGAGCAACAGAUCAUUGAAACCCAAAUUGUACAUUUUAGGUAAAACAGGAAAUAGUUUUUUAGAUCAUUUUCCCAGACCGGAUAUUAUUGUGAAUAAAUAUUGCCAUUCUCAUAUCAGUUCACAAUCCAGAGUUUGGAAAAUUUACUCCUAUAUUGUCAACUGCUUUAGCUUUACAAACGUGACGAUAUCUGGAUUGAAAAAUACAUUUCAAAUCAGCUGGUUUUCGCCUGAAUUUUGUCUUGUGGAUUUCAAUUUACUACAAUUGUGACCUUAAGGAGAUAUUCCCUAAAAUCUGAAUAUUAGUAUAUGGAAAUCCAAUUUUCAGUAUUAAGGCCAUAAUAAAAGAUUUGUAAAUAUUUUCCUCCCCAGUUAUAGUCACAGCGGUGCUUUUUGGGAAUUUGAAUUGCAAUUCCCUUCUGUUGAGAAUUAAGUGAAACCCCAUUUAUUUGAAUAUCCUGAGCUAGACCUCUAUGUUGGCAGCCUGACCUUUCUAAUUACCGAUGUUCACAGCUCUCCAACUCGUCGAGGGAGAUUAUUCGCUAAAUUCCAAAUUUAACCGAACUCAAAAAAUUGGAUGGCACAAUUUAGGCUAAAAUAACGGAUUUGGGAAAAUCCUACAAUCUUGUCGCUGUUUGCAAAUGUUCGCUUUUGUAAAUAUUUUAUUACCCAUUGGCAUUCCGAUCAUGUUACUUAAGAUUUUGACAAAUCGUAUUAAGGGUUAUUUACUAAAUUGAGAAUUCAAAGUGAAUUUUAAAUGAAGGUCAAAGAAUUUUCCCAUUUGGGCUAUUUCAACUUGGAUUUGAAAUCUUGCUGUAGCUUUUAAUACUGUGCGAUUAGAAGAUUUAAUUCCUGAUAAAAUGUUAUACAAAAUAAAAAUCGCUCUCUACGCUGUCUCUCUACUAUAUGUCUCUUUCUCUACCAUUUUUCUGUUUAAUUAUCUCAUGCACUCCCUUCUCUCUGAAUAAUCUGUUCCCAUCGCUUAUUUAUUCCCCCCAGAUUUAAUUCCUGAUAAAAUGUUAUACAAAAUAAAAAUCGCUCUCUACGCUGUCUCUUUACCCAAUCUGUACUAUGUCUGUCUCUUUACUCCGUCUGUACCACUUCUGUCUCUUUACCCAGUCUGUACCACUUCUGUCUCUUUACUCAGUCUGUACCACUUCUGUCUCUUUACUCAGUCUGUACCGCUUCUGUCUCUUUACUCAGUCUGUACCACUUCUGUCUCUUUACUCAGUCUGUACUAUGUCUGUCUCUUUACCCAAUCUGUAUUAUGUCUGUCUCUUUACUCAGUCUGUACUGUCUGUCUCUUUACUCGGUCUGUAUCACGUCUGUCUCUUUACUCAGUCUGUGCUAUGUCUGUCUCUUUACUCAGUCUGUACCACGUCUGUCUCUAUACUCAGUCUGUACCACGUCUGUCUUUUUACUCAGUCUGUACUAUGUCUGUCUCUUUACCCAGUCUGUACCUUUACUCAGUCUGUACCACGUCUGUCUCUUUACCCAGUCUGUACUAUGUCUGUCUCUUUACUCAAUCUGUACCACGUCUGUCUCUUUACCCAGUCUGUACCAUGUCUGUCUCUUUACUCAGCCUGUACCACGUCUGUCUCUUUACUCAGUCUGUACUGUGUCUGUCUCUUUACCCAGUCUGUACUAUGUCUGUCUCUUUACUCAAUCUGUACUAUGUCUCUCUUUACCCAGUCUGUACUAUGUCUGUCUGUUUACCCAGUCUGUACCACGUCUGUCUCUUUACUCAGUCUGUACCACGUCUGUCUCUUUACUCAGUCUGUACUAUGUCUGUCUCUUUACUCAGUCUGUGCUACGUCUGUCUCUUUACCCAGUUGGUUCUACGUCUGUCUCUUUACCCAGUCGGUUCUACGUCUGUCUCUUUACCCAGUCGGUUCUACGUCUGUCUCUUUACUCGGUCUAUUGAAAGCUUUAUAUUUUCUAAUUUUAUAUAUAUGUAUAUAUUAAUAUUUUUUAUAUAUAUAAAUAUAUUGUUUUAUAUUUAAAUAUUUUGAAAACAUAUUUUUUUAAAUGUUUAGAAAUAUUACAUUGUUUGAAAAGGCUUAUCCAGAAAUAUUAAAUGGAGGCUUUAGUGUGUUUAUCGAUCUCCUUUAUUCUGUACAUUCUUCUCUCUCUCAUUCCUUUUAUCAUUUACUUAUCUCAUUCUUUCAAUUCUCCUAUUCCUCCAGUUCUCUCUCCACCCGCAUUCUAACUCUCCAUUUGGACUCUUUUCUCUGUAUCCAUACUGACUCUCUGUCUGCUCUCUGGCUUCCCUAAUCCAUAUAUACUCUGGAUCUCUGGGUCAUACAUACUAAAUCACAAAUGUUAAAUAGCCGAGCUAUUCAGUUUUCAGUUUGUUUAGCAAAUAAAUGCUUCACUAUGCAUGCCUACUGUUUAACUGCUGCCCAGAUGUAGAACUACAACUCCCAUGAUGCUUUGUAUACUUUUAGAAUGACAAAGCAUCAUGGAAGCUGUAGUUUUAAAACAUCUGCUGAUCUACCUUAUGGGCACCCCUCUCUUACUCAGUAUUUUUACUCCCAUUUCUUUGCUGUGUAUUGAUGCUCAGAUUAAGGCUGACGUAGGAAAUUUGACUGAAAAAAAGGCGCAAUGGUGGUGUGCAUGUGUCUCUUACUUUAUAUCCACUCUCUCUGACUCUUUCAAACUCUCUCAUCUCAGUCACUCUCCUCUUAUUUAUUGACUCUCUCUUCAGUCUCUGUCACCCUUUAUUCACUCGGUCGUACCCCUAUCAUGAUGUGUUUUUUUUUUUUUUUAUUCUAAGCCCACCGUUUUCUUUUUAUCUACAUACCCUCUUCUAUUCAACCCAUUUCUCUUUCCCUCUGUCUCUGUCUUGUGUUACUCUGCAUUCUCUCACUCUCCACUUUCUGUAAUUCUACCCUCCCCUGUCCUUCAUGCCUCAUCAUAUUCUGUCUUCAAUCUUUAAUCCAGGUUUUUUAUUUUGCAAUGGGAACUGUGUUCCCUUGCGAUAUUUGCAGGGGAACUGAGUGCCCAUGUGUUUUACAAGUGCUGCUUAUAGAACAUGAACAUUUAUACAAAGCUCUGGGUUUUUUAAAAUGUCAGAAAUACAACUGAGGAAGUGUUCUACCUUCAUUUAUAUCUCAAAGUCUCACUAUAGUCACCAGAACCACUAAACUUAAUGUUAUGGCUCUAUAGCAUGUCCCUACAGUCUUAGCACUGUACAUAACGCCCUUUCAGAAAAGGCAGUGUUUACAUAGCUGCCUAGUAACACCUCUAAUGGCUGUCACUCAGAUGGCCACUAUAGGUGCUUUUCUGUGACAGUGCUGCACAGUGUGCAGUACUGACAUUCAGCAUCUCCACGUUCUGCAUGGAAGCUCUGAUUAAUCCCCAUAGAGGAGCAUUGUUUCAAUGUAUCUCUACAAGGAGAUGCUGAUUGCUGCCCGGCUGUAUUUUGCAGUGCAUGCACAAUAGCCUAUCAAUGCUUUCCUGUGGGGGCCAUAAGGGGCCAGACAUGGCAAGACCGGCGCGUCUUUGGAGAAAAGGUAAGUAAAAUCAACAAUCCAGCACUUUAGUGUCAGAAAUACAAGUAUGAAGUAAGAAUGACGUGCUGCCAGGGGUGGGUGCUCCAAUAAAUGGAAGACUCCAGACACCAUAAUAACAUAAUCUGAAUGAAGUUGUUAUGGUGUCAGCAGGUCCCUGAAGUUUACUUACCUUUAGGAGUUAAACCAUUAACAAACGGUUAAAUCCCAAAGUAUUCUGUCCCACGCUGAACACAUCUGUUUGAGUCCGAGGAUUGAAAUAGGAAGCCUCAGUCUGGGCUCUGCUCAUAGGCUGAGACAAUCAGCCGACAUUCCCAGCCUAUCAGUAGCUCCCCAUUCAGAAACUGUACGUGUUUAUCUGAAGCUGUUUUGUGAAUGGGAAGUUGUUAGUUUAACAGCCAGCCCAAACCUCCAAUAAGCUACACGUGAUAAAAAUGUUAUAUUUCUGCUGUGUGCAAUGUAAAUAAUGCUGUAUCUGAAAAGCAAGAAUCAGUAUACUAAAAACACUAUACUUUGUUAAAUAAGGGUUAAAAAAAUGCUCACAUUAGCCAGGACAGUAAAUCGCUUUUUCCAGGAGCGCAGUGCCUACAGUAACACUGUACCGACUUUCCUCUCCUUUUGCUUGAUGUUAAGGUUGGAAAAAGUACAGUCCUGUGUAUCUGUGACCGGUGUGUGUGUACUAGCACGUCUCACCACCGCGAUUUCUGUUAGCCAAUCUCCAGUGUGCAUGGUACUCCGUCUGGCUCUCAGAGGCCCCACCCUCCCUAUCAAAUGUUUACUGAGCAAUUACUUGAGUUCAGAUUAAAAGGGACACUAAAGGCGCUUUGAAGUGGCCAUUUAGCCCUGCAAUGUAAAUCAUUGCAGUUUUUAAGAAACUGCAAUGUUUAUAUUGCAGUACUAGUCUGCCUCUAGUGGCUGUCUGGUGGAGGCGCCUCCAGGAGUUUCCCGGACUUUAGGUUGCCUAAAUGACACAGGAUGUCCUUACUCUCUGCAUGAGAACAUCCAGUGCCAUUGAAAUCCCCAUAGGAAAGCAUAGAGGCAAUGUUUUGUUUCCUGUGGGGAGGGCAUAAAGCGCUCGCAGAGCUCGACACGCAUGCGCAUUAUGAGCCCCCCGUCAGUUGACAAUGGAUGAGGCAGAGCACUGACCCAAUGCUGAGGGAUAUCAAUGCUGGAACCGGGUAAGUAAAUAAAUGGUUUUUAACCCUUGUGGGAAGGGGGGAACCAGAUUUGAAUUCCUAACACUAUAGAAUCACUUUAAAUGCCAUCAGUCCCCUCUGUAAUUACACUGGUAAUGAAGUAGCUUCGCGUCUCAUCUGCAGCUCACAGGUAAAGAAACAGCUACCUGGCACGGUUAGAUUUAGUGGUUUAUUCAUUAAACAGUGAGUUGUGAUAUGGUCAGUCUCUGCACAUAACCACUGGCAUUUCUGCAAAAUCAAAGGUGCUUAAAAUUUCUUGAGCCAACUCUCUAUUCUGUAACUAAGCCAUAGAGGCAGUAAAUUGCAAACAAAAAAUCACUCCUGCUUUAAGACAGCCCUCCAGGACUGUUAAUCAGGCAGUUGCAACAUUUACUUCCAGAUUGUCUUGUAUCAAUGUUGUCCAUAUUGCACAUGCAGCAUACAUUCACAAUAUGUAGUAAGGCUACAUUAUGCACUUAGACCUGUACUGAGCCUGGAGAAGUGUAUAGGAAUACACAGCCCUGUACACUAAACGGGGAGUCACUCCAUGUACAAUAUGGCUGCUAUCAGUUUAUAAUGCAGUUCCAAUCAUCCUGUGCGACGAUUGGAACUGCGUGGGGGGAGGGCUGGGUGGGAUUGGGGGGGAGGGGAGGAUAAACUACAUAUAUCCCUUAAACCUCUUAUAGAUAGGAAUUCAUGAUAUAAGCCCAGGCCUCUUAGAACAGAUCUCGAUUUGAGGGUCUCAGACUGGACACACUGAGCAGUGCAUUCUGGGAUCUUUCAAGGUAAGCAUCUUUUUAUUUGUUUAAACGUUUUCUUUUUGCAUUAUUUUUAAUACAUUAUUUAUGUCAUUACUGUCUAACAUAGACAAUCCCUUUAAGUAGGGACUCCAUAUCCACCAUUUAUACAGAUUGGUGGGCAACAUACAGAAAGGUCUGUCCUGCAGUAUGUAGAAGUAAAAUGCUGCAGGUAGUAAAUCUGGUGAUAAAUCAAUCAGGAGCAUUACAGCAUACACAUUAUCCAUAAUACAGGGCAACAUUCCAAUUUCUGUCAAUCAGCAUGAUAAAAUUAUCCAGGAAAACACGCUGGAUACGGCAACCCUACCUUGAAGGCCCACCUUACGGAAUUACUUUUAAUAGCCUAUGCCCUGCUCAGUCCAAUUCAAUAUCUAUAAAAACAAUGCUUAAAUGGACUCUCCAGUGCCAGGAAAAUAUAUUAGUUUUCCUGGCACUGCAGAACACUGCAGUGCCCCUCUCCCUCCAUCCCCCCAUCCCAAGUUGCUGAAGGGGUUAAAACCCAUUCAGUGCCUUACCGGAGUCCAGCGCCGAUGUCCCUCGGCGCUGGGUCAGGCUCUGCCUACUCUCCUCCCCCGCGGACGUCAGCCGUCGGGAGACCUAAUGCGCAUGCGCGGCCAUUAUUCAAUGCUUUCAUAUGGGGAUUUUGGCAACGCUGGAGGUCAUCACAUAGCAUGAGGAUGUCCAGCGUCGCUUAAAACACUUUUCAUGUUCUAAGAACAGGGAAGUCCCUCUAGUGGCUGUCUGAUAGACAGUCUUACUGAUAGACAGCCACUAGAGUAGGACUUAACUCUGCAAGGUAAUUAUAGCAGUUUAUAAAAACUGCAAUAAUUACACUUGCAGGGUUAAGGGUAAUGGGAAUUGGCACCCAGACCACUCCAAUGGGCAGAAGUGGUCUGGGUGCCUGGAGUGUCCCUUUAAUAUGGCCAUCUAGUGUCACUGUUCACCAUACAUAUAUGUUCUACUACUCCUCUAUUUGACUGUAAUACUCAGGGAAUUACCUAUGUAGAAGACAGUCCAUGGUUGGACCUGUAUCUGAAGGUCUGCUUGCUCCCCCUAGUGGCUCAAUUGUUAAGUACACUGUAGAAAAUAUUCUAUGUAUACAAUCCAAUUAAUAAUUAACCUUCACAUUUCUCUCACUUGGUGUGCUACCUAUCAAACAGGAUGUGGCACAUCACAUCUCAACACCUGCUUCCUUUAUUUCAACAUUGCGGCUAGGCUUACUCAAAAGUGACCCAACUUUAAAUCUCUGGAUGACUGGCAGCACAUUAACCAUUAACUGUCUGUCACCUAAUGUUGCUGGGGAAACUCAUUGGGACCAAGGGUAGAGAGCACUAGGACUACAUGUGCUAAGAAACUAAUAUUUAAUGUGCUUCUCUGUCACGGAUGGGAGGAAGAGAGGUAAAGUAACAGUUUUAUCCAGAUUAACUGCUUAAAGGAACACUCCGGGCACCAUAACAACUUAAACUAAAUUAAGUUGUUAAAGUGCUAGGAGGCCCCAGAAGCACUCUUACUUCAAGGGGGUUAAACUGUUUAAUGUUUAACCCCAAAGUUGCCUCCAGUGCUGAUCUCAACUCCCCCUCCCCGGCCCGGCAUCAUCCAGCUUCGAAAUGUCAGUUUCUGGAAGCGCAGCAUGCCGCUGAUUGGCUGAGAGGGGUCAGCUGAUGCUCUCAACUAGUCAGUGACUCCCCAUUUACAAAACUGGCUUGAAAAUUUACUUUUCUUUUCAAAACAGAUUUUUAAAUGGGGAUUCACUGAUUGGCAGCGUAACAAGUUAAUCACAAAAGAGAAGUAGUUAUGGUGUAAACUGACUUAGCUUGAGGAGUUAAACUGUUAAUAAACAAUUUAACCCCAAAGUCUUAAGUCCCGCGCUCAUUAGGGAGUGUCAAUUUAAAAAAAUGUUUCUCUUCUUCAUCAGCAAAGCUUGCCCUGGCAUUGCAUGUCUGAACUGGAAAAUUACGUAGUUGGUUAAAAUCUCAAUAAAUCUAAAAGAAAACAGCUCAUCUGAUGAAAAACUGAUUAACACAAGUUGUAUGUAGUUUGAAAUGCUUUAUCUAAGUCCAGAGAAAUGACAGUUCCUCUUUAAGUGCACUAUGGUUUCAAUUGGGACGAAGUAAAGUACGAAGCAUAAGGGUUUGAAUUAACUAGUUGAUCAAAGAGUAAAAGCUCUGUAACGUGACAGUUUUCUACAGCCACAGAGAACAGACAUAUAAUGCACUUGUGGGAAACUGAAAUUGCCACCUUGACCAUAUUUUUCUCAAAACGUUUCCUACCCUUGGGAUGCACAUGAAAAGUUUUAUCUUGGUAGUUUCAAAAAAAGGUCCCUUCCAUCAGGGCUGGCACAAGCUUAAGGUGGUCCAUGCCUAUGGGUGCCUUUACGGUCAAGUUUGGAGAUAAAAGAUCAGUUCGCUAGACACAUAUACCAGGCCUGCAUUCGGCAGCGGCUCUUCACACUCAACCACCAGGGAACAGCAUGACCACCCUCAGUGCAUGAAGGUAAAAAGAGGAAGGGGUAAUUAGAUGUAUUUUAUAAAGUGUUAUAUAUAUAUAUAUAUAUAAAAAGUAAUGCACUCCACCUUCCUUGAUGUACUUGCCCAGUGCUUAUCAGCAAACAGAUGCAGCCAAAAGUACAAGAUAGCACUCCAGGGACUUCCAAGUAGAAUGAAUAAAACUUAGCUUUUAUUAGCUCAAAAUAAAAAUCAACGUUUCAGUCUGUAUCACAGACUUUCAUCAGCUCCAAAGUAAUACGUGAUACAACUCACAAUAUUGUGUGGCAUGGAUGAGUGUCUCUAAGUUCCAAAGUAAUAAUCAUUACGUUUAUGUGUGGUGCUACCUUCCAUCAUUGCGUUAAUCUGAAACCUUGUGACUGUAAUACACAUAGGGAUCACUAGUCUUGGACCCCUAAAUAGCAUGUGAAACCUAUAGCCAUGCCAGAAAACAUUGCCAAAAUGGCAACAAUAGGGUCAAUAUAAGUAACAGCUGAUUGAAAAAAGAGAAUGGCAGAUCAACAGCCAGCGAGAAUUAUAAGGUAGUGCCCACCCCACAUUUUCUAUUGGUGGCCCAAAAAUAGGAAUUUGCAUAUGUAUUCUAUCAACGCUGCAACAUUUCUCUAUUCCUUUCAACUGCCACACUGGUAUUUAAUUGCCUGAAAUCUAACCACCACUUUGUUGUGUGUCAGUGUGUAUGUGUAUCAUAUAACCUGUUGUGACAAAUUUCAUUGAUUCAAGUGUAUACAUACUUUUGGCUCACCAUGCGUAGACCAGAGUCCAACCUAAAUGGUACAUUUGUAUUAACGCUGCCCUCUGGUGGUGGGUGGCUAAUACUAACAAGUAAUGGAGAGAGAAAGAUUUUUUUUUAUUUCUACUUCACUAGCAUAGUAAUCUAAUUUACCCCCAACAGACUGAUUCCGAGAUAUUAUUGGUAGUGAGAUGGUUGAAUGUUUUCAGCAUUUUAUGAAUCCUUUUCAUUCUCAGAUCCUAAAACCAGUUGUGGAGAAGCAGAGGAGGGAUCGAAUAAAUAACUGCUUGGAAGAAAUGAGGAUCUUGUUACUGAAACUCACAGGAAAUCAGGUCAGUACCGCCGUAUAAAGUAAUGGUGAGAGGUAUCGCUUUGUGCAGGAAGGUGGGCUGCCCAUUGAAACCCACUCAAAGUAAUAAGAAAAUUAAUUAAAGUAAGGCAAUUCACAAUCCAAAGGUCUAAAAACGUAUAACAAUUAAAAUGACAUGCAGACUAGUGUACAGCGCUACGGAAUCUGAUGACGCUACAUAAAUAAAAUAAUAAUAAUAAUAACUAUAAACACACAAUCUCACAUAGAGAAAACAUAGCUGACAAUCAGCUAAAGCAUUUUGUGGUUUAUACACUUAUAUUUAGCAGUAUUUUCAGGGGCGAUUUGUGAGUAAUAAACAAUAUAGUAUAAUCAAUUUAUCUGGACUGGGAAGUCCUGAAGGCAAUGCUUGCCCUGAUUACCUGCAGAAUGAAAACCAUGUGUGUAUAAAUGGGUCAAGUGUUAGAUAUUUUUUGAGAAUGACCAUCUGGUGAAAUAUGCGUGUUCCAUGUUCUCAAAUGCGCGAGAGUACAGCAGUGACGUCGGUAUCAAAGAGGAGCCCGUUGGAUCAUGAUGACGGCACCUGGAAGGGACAGGUUUAGGUAAGUAAACUCAUCGUUACCUGCCCUGCCCCGCCACCGGACCGCCAAGGGAUCCCAAACGGUGCCAUUGCAGAUUUAAGGUGUUCUUUCCACUAUAAUAUGUUUUAUCAUGUUUUCACUAAUUUUUGUAUGCUGGGUUGGAAGUAUAUUAAGCAUGAUAGAAGUUUUUUUAUUUUAUCACACUGUAUAUUGAUAUUCUAUUUUUCCUUUAUCCAUUGAAAAGGAUGCCAACGAGGUAAGGUUAGGAGUGGAUUAGCCUUCUCAGGGAUUUUUAGAGUUGGGGGGACUUCGGAGGCUUAACACUAAAAGGGACUUAGAGCGAGAGUGAAAGUGAAUCUGCCUUCGAGUUUCUUUGGAAUGUAUCGGUAAUGAUUCCCAACCAGGUGAGCCCAAACUCUGAGUGUGUGUUAACCCCAGGCUUAGCUCAGAUAAGAAGCUUUCUUAUUUAUGGCCAAGGUAGUGGAGACAGGAAGCUGCACCGGUAAACUCCAGGUAAGAGGUCAAGCUGUUAUGAAUGGUUUGACUACUUACAAUGGGAGUGCACCAGCUGUAGUGGUUAUGGUGAUUGGAGUGUUCUUCUAAGCACAAAAGGGUAGAUUUGAAAAUUCCACGGAUUUCUGUUUUACAAACAUGUGGAGUAGAAUCGGUAGAAUGCACUGCUGUUAUUUUGAAUUUCUUUUGCCUUUUUUUCCCCAAGUCCAAUAAUGUUUUUGAAAGAUUUUUUAAUAUAUUAAUUUACAAACAUUUUAGAUGAAGCAAAACAGAAGAAAACAAAAACAAAAGAGGGUGGUAAAAAGGGGUUAAACACCCAUCAAAAUGUUCAUGAUCAAACAAUGUAGUUAUUACAAACAAUAAACAAUUGCACAUUUAGCACAAUAUUUCAAAACUUAUAAAUAGAUAUUGAAGGUGUAUAAUAUCCAAUAUGAGUCCUAAUUAUAUAAAUAAGCAAUGGUCAAUCGUGGGUUUAAAUUAUAAAGACUAUGUAUGUUUAAUAUUGUCUUCCUAAACAUUCCAGUGAUAUUUCAAUUGGUCCUCUAUAUAAGAUGGUUGUCUGAGGGCCAUCUUGUGACCUUUAUUAUCUAACGCCCGGUAAUAAUAGAUGGUAUGUUAUUUGUUAAUUAUUCUAAUUUUAUAAAUUUUAUUUCUAUUGUCCAGGAAUUGUUUAAAUAAAGAAAACUCUGGUGUCAAUGUCACUAUUAAUACUAAAAAAAGUAUUUUAGCACAGUGUUUUAGCUGUUUAGCACAGUGAGAACUUAGCUCACUAAUACUAACUUCUACUGAACCUUCAAAACUAUAGCCUAUAGCGUCAUAGAAAAAGGAUAUAAACGUUGUUAUGCCGCCUGUCAUGGUUAUUCAAUAACGUGUAAAUUGCUUAAAUUCAAAGUUAAUUCAAAUGGAAUUUUACGUUUUAGAUCACAAUAUCCAAUAUCCACUUUAACAAUUUUUUCAGCUGUCCUUGGGCUUUAAGAUUGGGUAGGUGUAUUUAAACAAUGUAUUGCCUUUUGGGGUCUGUGUUUCCUAAUAGAUGCAUAGAUCCAUGCUGAUAAUUAGCAAUAAUAACCAUAAAUAAAAAAAAUAUAUAAAUAUCAAUGAAUUCAAUGAAGAAUAGCACAUUUUGCUUGUCCGAGUUUCCAGGCACAUUUUAGUGUGUAUAUGCUAUUAUUACUUACCUAGAAAGCCAAUGGCAGGUAUUCAAACAUGUGUGUCACACUAUAGAGUCGCCCUAGCUGCCUCAACUAUCCUACUCUGGAACAGCCAGUGCACUGCGCAGUGCUCUAUGCAGUGCACUUUGUUACAUUGUGCAUUGUUGCAUGCAUUACACGGCGCAGUGCACUUUGUUACAUUGUGCAGUGCUGUGUGCAUUACAUUGCACAGGGCACUUUGUUACAUUGUGUAGUGCAGGGCACUUUGUUACAUUGUGCAAUGCGGUAUGCAAUACACUGCGCAGUGCACUUUGUUACAUUGUGCAGUGCUGUAUGUGGUAUACUGUGCAGUGCUCAAUGUAAUGUACGUUGUUACAUUGUGCAGUGCUGUGUGCAUUACCCUACGCCAGGGCUGCCACCAGAAAUUAUGGGGCCCCUGACGCAGCUCAAGGUCUGGGCCCCUGGGGGCAUGACCCACCCCCAGGGCCCAUCUUGAAUCCACCCACAAGGAUGAAGUGUGUGUGUAAUGAAUUUGGUUGUGUAUAGUGGCUGUAGAAUGUGUGUAGUGGAUGCAAAGUAUGUGAGUAAAGUGGAUACAGUGUUUAUAGUGUAGUAUAUUUUUUUGCUGUUGGAUUUUUAUAUAUAUAUUUAAAUACAAAAAGAUAAGUCAUGCGCUCACUCCCAUCACUCCUGGGUGGCAGCAAGGACCACAGUACACAUCAGCCCCAAUAUAUAGUUAAAAACCAAAGAAAAAAAUCUUAAUCCCUAUGUAUAUUUAGACAAAUGGAGGUCAUUUAGUUACUCCAAUGGCCAUUGGAGGGAAUGCCCUCCUGCCAAUGUCAAGGCAGACCCCCCCAAGCAGGUCCUACUCUGACCCUUCACCUUGCUUCCUUGAGCUUCUGACAAAGAUAUCUCCACUGAGACAGAGAGGGGUAUUUUUUAUAUACACCCCUAUAUACUUAUUAACCCUUAAUAGGGAACACAUGGGAUGGGUGGCUGCAUUGUAACAAAGCUGUGUGCUACAAAAAGUGAAUACAAAUACAAAAAGAUAAGUCCUGCGCUCAAUCGCAUCACUCCUGGGCGGCACUGCGUAGGGUAAUGCACACAGCACUGCACAGUGUAACAAAAUGCCCUGCGCAGUGUAAUGCACACAGCACUGCACAAUGUAACAAAAUGCCCUGCAGUGCUUGGGGGCCCGGACUGCACAGGUAAUCCAAUGCGUGCCCGGGGCCCCUGGCUCUUCUAUGUGCAUAUAUAUAGCGAGUGCCGCUAUGUAUAUGCCGCUGUGGGCCCUGCUGGCUUCCAAGAAGGGCCCAGGACACACUGACCUUCCCCUCCAGCACUCUUGCGAGCCAUGGCUGUAAAGCGUUUCCGCGGGUUGCCAUAACAACGCUCCACGGCACACAAUGCAGGCUAGGCUUGCUGCACAACUAGAGCAGUGGCUGCAGGAGGGGGAAGAUGGACUCUGCUGGGCCCCUCUAUGCUGGCCCAACAAGCUGAGCCACCAGACCACCAGGGAAUCCAGUGUCCUCCCUCCCUGGCUACAGGUGAGGGGCAGGGAGAGGGAAAUACAUUUAAAAAUAUAUAUAAAAAUUAAACAGCAAAAAAAAUACCCCGAAGCAGCAUUUGUCACACAUCCAUUAUCAAACAGACAAAAUGCAUCCACUGUACAACCACACACAUCAUCCACCACAUAAACACACACACAGCAUUCACUACACAAAAACACACACACACACACAGCAUUCACUACACACACAUCAUCCACUACACAAACACACACAUCAUCCACUACACACAAACACACACACAGCAUUCACUACACAAACACACACACAUCAUCCACUAUACACACACAUCAUCCACUACACAAACACACACACAGUAUUCACUACAUAAACACACAUCGUCCACUACACAAACACAUACUUUGCAUUCACUAUACACACAAAUCAUCCACAAUACACACACUCUCUAUCCACUACACAAACAUACAAUCUGAAUCCACUAUAAACACUGUAUCCACUUUACUCACACACUUUGCAUCCACUACAAACAUUCUACAGCCACUAUAUACACAACCAAAUUCAGUACACACACACUUCAUCCUUGUGGGUGGACUCAAGAUGGCCCUGUGGCCGGAUUUAGGGACGGGUCAUGUGGGCUGACUUGGGGGUGGGCCAUGUGGGCGGGCCCCAGACCUUGAGCUGCGUCAUGGGCCCCAUAAUUUCUGGUGGCAGCCCUGGUUGUGUGCAUUACCCUACGCAGUGCGCGUUGGCUGCCUUGGUAUAUGCUACAGUAUUGAUGAAGUGAAAGACUAAAUGCACUGAUAUUUUUGUCUCUGUUAUUUUUGAUAUGUGUUUGUGUUUGUUUACUGUUUGCACAGAAACUUCGUAAUCCUAAAAUGGAGAAGGCUGAAAUUUUGGAAUUGGCUGUGAUUUACAUUGGAAACGUGACGCGUAUGAAGACGCACGGUAUAAACACCGAAACCAUUAACAGCGCAUGUAUUUUUUGGUGUUUACUAACAGUGCAAAGUUCUAAAAGUGAAUAAAAUGUUGUUACCGCAAAUAUACUGUGUUUGUCCAUUUAGAAAUAUUUGUCUUAUAACCCCCAAAGCACUCCAGGCUUCCAUUGAUCAGGUACCCCUAAGAGGAUUUAAAGUCCUCUAACCCUACACUACAGAUUUUAGGCUGUAAUCUCUAACUAACUGGAAUUAGUACAAUUUAGUUGUCAAUGUCCCACAAUUUCUCAAUAAAUGGAUAACCCCAAUUAUUUUCCAUAAGCCCCACAAAGUUAACAAAGCACCAUUUAGCAGACCUGUUCAAUAUUAACCAUGUUUCUAGUCUAGUGGUUUUCAAUCAGUGUUCCAAACCACAGGGGUGUUCCUCAAGCCACUUCAAAUUGUGCCACCAAUACUUUGACCACAGGCUCGUAAUAGGUUGAAUGUUGUCUUUAAUUAAAAAAAAAUGUUUAAAGUGUCAAGAUCAUUUAGCAAUUAAUCAAAAUUCACAAGUAAUUUUGGAUAGAAGUAUGACUCUUUCUCUGGUUAAAGUAAAAAAAAAAGUGUGACCAAUGUUCAAGUCAAUCACAUCACAACAAAACUGUUGACACAUUCUGUUAGAAGAAAUCCGCUUUUUAUAUCACAAGGUAGGUAAUAGAAUUCCGACAUGGAACAUCCUUACAAAAAGUUGUGUUCCAGUUUAGAAAGACUGUUCUCACUACACGUCCUGUAUAAGUAAGCUUAUGUGUCACCCUUUGAGUCGGAGUACUGUCAUAUCUGAAUGAAUGAGUGGGACUUCCAUCCAUGGUAAAGUGAGCAAUACUCCCCUCUCGGAAUGAAUGAAACUAAGAGUAACUUCAAUACAAAUGUGUGGCUUCCCUCUUUGACUCACCGAUUGAUGCGGCUGUUAUAUCAUGAUGAUUUAAGUCCUACAUUAUGUAAAUGUUCAUGCUCCUAUGUAGGUUCUGUAUUCCAUAUUGUUAAUUUUCAUCUUUUGUACCUAGAUCCUGAACGAUGGGUAUCACCCGCAGAGAAAUUCUACCUGUCCGGAUUCAGAGACUGUUUAGACCGUACAGAAGACUUCAUCAGUGACAUCAACCCUGAUGCCAGGAACCGUUUCCUAGAUGGACUGCAAACCCACCUUCAACAGCAGCUACGAUUCCCCAAGCAAGUCUUCCUCUCUAAUGUGGUUGAUAAAUCAGAAGACGGUUUGGCCUCCAAAGAGAGUCAACACAAUAUGACCAUAGACUUUUCUCAUUCCGGUGAUGAUCUGAGCCCAUUCUCUACUUCAACCUUAAGUAGUCCUGAGAUGGCUAGCUCACCUGGCUGGCUUUCUCCCAGUCCUGAAAAUCCAGCCGGUUUUCACAUACAGCCAGAGAAUAGCCAAACAUUUGUGUGGAGACCCUGGCCAUAGCUCUAUACUGUUUUAGCAAUGGAUGAAUUGAUUAUCUUUUCUGCAAUGUGACUAUGAUGUAGGCCUUGUCUUGCCCAAGCCUGUUUGCUGGCCACAGGCAUUAGACUACAGUUUGCAAGACUUAAAGGUUCUGCACAUUAUCACGGCUGUUUUGAAGUACACAAUGCGUUUAUAUAAAUUACCUAUGUACAGUAUCUGUAUACAUCCUCUGUAUGUUAUGCAUAUGGCUGUGGAAUCCUUAUUCUUUCUUUAUACUCCAUUUCUUCAUAUGUAAAACGGUUGCUUAUUUUGCUGUUAUACAGCAUUUGUGAG
This is a messenger RNA of Pelobates cultripes (western spadefoot toad), 15931 nucleotides long. Lineage: Eukaryota; Metazoa; Chordata; Amphibia; Anura; Pelobatidae. The record is from the annotation of a GenBank genome assembly.